This is a messenger RNA of Cyphomyrmex costatus, 3234 nucleotides long. RefSeq lists its product as uncharacterized. Lineage: Eukaryota; Metazoa; Arthropoda; Insecta; Hymenoptera; Formicidae. The transcript is spliced from 8 exons. The record is from RefSeq and is a predicted model, not a curated record. Bases 1 to 3234 code for a protein of 1077 amino acids.
AUGUCGACGCAAGACGAAAAUAAGAAAUUGAAGCAGCGGCGCGCAACAAUAAAGGCGCAAUGCACAAGGGCGCAAUCAUACAUAGAAGGUCAGGAUGCUCAGCGUGCAACAAUCAUCGAGCUACGCAUACGGCUACAAAAGCUCAAUAGCAUAUGGAACGAAUUUGAUCAAGUUCAAGCAAGAAUUGAGAAGCUCAUCACCGAGGAGGCAGCUGUCGCAGAAGAGAACGACGAAAGAAUUAAUUUCGAGGAGAAAUACUACGCGGUUACGACGGCCUUUGAAACUUUAAUUCAAGAAAUACAAUUACCUAUGAAUCAACCUUUAAUGCAAGAUGUCCAGGUAAGAGAAGGUACUCCCAUGACUGGGACAGGCCUAGUCAACAAUAACCUCAAAUUACCUCGAGUAAGUAUGCCCACUUUCUCUGGCAAAUCUGAAGAAUGGAUCUCAUUCCGAGAAGUUUUCGACGUAAUAAGUUCCCUAGACGCUUCGGCAGAAAACUACAGAGAAGCCUGGCAAAUGCUAAAGAGCAGAUACAACGACCCAGGACUUAUUGUUGAAAAUCACGUGAAGGCGUUAUUCGAUCUGCCAACCAUGAGCAAGGACAAUCAUGCCACGCUGCGAAGGCUAUUGGAUACUGUAUUGAAACGUACCCGCGCACUUAAGGCGCUCAGAAGAUGCAGAGCUCUGGAGGCGGCAUCGCGUUCAUCGAGUACACCAGAUCCGUCGCAUAAGGAUAAAACGGCGCACGAUAGGAGCACUACGGCUCAUGUAACGACCACUAAGAAUACGUGUGGAUUUUGUCGGAAGGAAAAUCAUGCUAUUUACAAAUGUAAAGAUUUUUUGGAUCUCAGCGUCGAGCAGCGGAUGAAAGAAGCAAGAUCACACAAAUUAUGCUUAAACUCCCUAAAAGCUGCAUCACACCUGGCAAAGGAAUGUACGGCCAGAACAUGUCGAAAAUGUAGCAAACGUCACAACACCUUGUUGCAUUUAGAACAAGCAUCGAAGAAUCAAUCUGACUCCGACGCCAAGAAGGAGAAGGUUGACGAUUCAGAAAAUACGAAAUCAGUAACUGCGAGCAACGCAACAGUUAAUCAAGAGCAUCAAGUUUUAUUAGCAACCGCGCUAGUAAAUGUACUAAACAGCAAGGGAGGAGUCAAGUCAAUUCGUGCACUCUUAGAUAACGAAUCUCAGUCGUGUUUCAUCACGAAAGAUUGUUGCAAACAAUUAGGACUUCAUUCACAAGAUACAAAUAUUCUGGUGUGUGGAAUCGGAAAACAAUCUAUACAGACAAGAAACAUCGCGACAGUCAUCAUACACUCUCGAACGACUGGAUACAAGGAAGAAUUGGAUUGUCUGAUCGUGGACAACAUCACACAGGAUCUUCCUACUAAUAGAAUAAGCAGAAAUGAACUCCAAGUGCCAGAGGGCAUCGUAUUAGCAGACCCACAAUUCAAUCAACCGUCAAGAGUAGAUCUGCUAUUAGGAGCGGAGAUAUUCCUCGAUUUACUGUGUAGCAGUAGAAUAAAGCUGGCGGAUAAUCAGCCAACUUGGCAAAAGACAUUGCUAGGGUGGAUCGUCUCCGGAGAGCUGACAAUGAUGACAAACUCCAAGAGCAGAAUCUGUAAUUUGUCCGUGAACGAGCAGCUAAACAACAGCCUUAUGAAGUUUUGGCAGUUAGAAGGUUAUGACAAGAUAAAUACAAGAACAUCAGAAGAACGUGCAUGCGAAAACCACUUCGCCAAAACUUACAAAAGAAAUGCGGAAGGAAGGUUCAUCGUGACGCUACCGAUCAAGGCAGAUAUUCUCAACAAUUUAGGUCACUCAAGGGAUAUCGCGACGCGGCGAUUAUACAGCCUGGAGAGAAGGUUAAAGCGAGAACCACAACGUAGAAUUGAAUACAACAGAUUCAUGCGCGAAUACUUGAAAUUAGGGCACAUGCGCAAACUUCAAGAGCCUGUCAAUGACGAGAUAUCUUAUUUCUACAUGCUACAUCAUUGCGUCAUCAAACACAGCAGUACUACAACGAAGCUAAGAAUUGUCUUUGACGCCUCAAGCAAGACUACAAGUGGCAUUUCGCUGAAUAAUGUACUUAUGAUAGGGUCAGUAUUACAGCAAGAAAGUCUGUCAAUAUUACUGCGUUUUCGAAUAUAUGAAUAUGUCUUAACGGGAGAUCUCGAGAAAAUGUAUAGGCAGAUUCUCAUAAAUGAAGAACAAGCGCCAUUACAAAAGAUCCUAUGGAGAGAAGAUCCAUCAGGUGCAAACAGCAAGGCAGAAAUAGUCGAGAUCCGAGAUCAACUAAUACACAUGGUUGAUAAAGGCAGUUUCAAAAUACGUAAAUGGACAUCCAACAAUAAUGAGAUCUUACAGGAUCUAGCGAGUUCGUCCAAGGGUCAGUUGUUAGAAUUGGACAAAGAAGGAUCUGCAAAAACUCUAGGCAUCAAUUGGAAUCCAACCAAAGAUUUAUUCCAAUAUCACAUAUUGAGCGAUGCUCCGAAUCCAAGACUUCUAGGCCCAAUCAUCAUAACUGCAAAACUUAUGAUUCAACAACUAUGGAAGAUGCAAAUCGAUUGGGAUGAAUCAUUACCCAUGGAUCUCCAAGCAAAAUGGUCACAUUACAUCAAGGAGUUACAGAUAUUAAAGGAGCUUACCACGGAAAAUCAUACAUCCAAACAGACGGAGCUAUCGAGGGUUGUAAACGCCUUAGAAAUCAAUAUUGACAGCAAACAUUACUGGACUGACUCAUCAAUUGUUCUUCAUUGGCUUCAAGCAAGCAACAAGAAACUACCGGUCUUCGUAGCUCAUAGAAUUGGAGACAUUCAGGAAACAACAUCAGUCGAAAGUUGGAAACAUGUCGGUAGCGCAGAAAACCCCGCUUUUGACAAGGACAUCAAGAAUUUAAGAAGCAAAGGAGUUGUAUCAAGUCGAAGCAAUUUGAAACAAUUAAAUCCAUUCAUCGAUGAAGAAAAUUUAAUACGAGUUGGCGGUAGGCUCCAACGUUCUCACUUACAAUCGGAUGUCAAGCAUCCAUACUUAUUGCAUCAACGAUCACAUCUCACAAGGCUUAUUGUUGAGCACGAACAUCAAAGACUCAUGCAUGCAGGAAUGGAAGCAACUCUAGCCGCAGCCAAGGUUUUCGGAACAGAUAAUGAGAAAUCUACCUAUGCAUCGAGUUAUACCUUCAAGACCAUUCAGUUGCGUAAGCAUAGACUUUUGCGGAUUAAUAUACGUUCGUGA